AUGCCUGUCGGCAUCAAUCAACCGUCAAACCAAAUCAAAUUUACAAAUGUAUCUAUCGUGAGGUUAAAAAAAGGCAAAAAGCGCUUCGAACUAGCAUGCUAUAAGAAUAAACUGCUGGAAUAUCGGUCGGGCGUUGAAAAGGAUAUCGACAAUGUCCUCCAGAUCCAUACUGUUUUUCUGUCCGUGUCGAAGGCCCAAACCGCCCCCGCAGCAGAGCUUGCCAAAGCUUUCGGUACCGGCGUUCCCCAAGAUGAAAUAAUUCAAGAAAUUUUGCGCAAAGGCGAGGUGCAGGUGGGGGAGCGUGAGAGAAAAGAUAUCCUAGAGCGGAUUCAGAAGGAAGUUGUGGAUAUCGUGUCUGGACGACUGGUCGAUCCCGCCACCAAGCGUGUAUACACACCAACCAUGAUUGAGAAGGCCCUGGAUCAAUUAAGUGCGGCCAGUGGGCAGCAACAACAACAGCAACAAAAUGGCGAGCAUGGGGCAGCGGCCACAGCCGAGUCAUCAGAACAUGGUGGAACAGCAGGAGAACAGCGAAAGCCGUUAUGGAAAGGCGUUUCAGCCACCAAGUCGGCUAAGAGUCAAGCUCUCGAAGCCAUGAAGGCUCUCAUUGCAUGGCAGCCCAUUCCGGUGAUGCGGGCUCGCAUGCGUUUGCGAGUAACUUGCCCGGUAUCCUUACUGAAACAGUCUGUUAAAGUGACUUCAUCAGCGGGCAGUGCAGCUAAAGAGGAGCCAAAGUCCUCUAAAGGAAACAACAAAAAGGGCCAGAAAGGCAAAGGCAAGAAACACCAGGAAUCAGAGGAUGAAAAUGAAGUCGACGACAAGCAAACUGCGCCGAAAGCGCCGUCUAAUAUCAAAGACAAAAUCUUGAGCUACAUUGAAUCCAUAGAAUCGCAAGAAAUUAUCGGUGAGGAGUGGGAAGUCGUAGGCUUUGCUGAGCCUGGAGCUUUCAAGGGGGUUAACGAGUUCGUCACAAGUGAGACGCGUGGUCGAGGAAGAGUAGAGGUUCUGGAUAUGUCUGUGACGCAUGAAGAUUGA
Molecule: messenger RNA, 1035 nt
Organism: Talaromyces atroroseus
Lineage: Eukaryota; Fungi; Ascomycota; Eurotiomycetes; Eurotiales; Trichocomaceae
Exons: 2
Coding region: 1-1035 (344 amino acids)
Biological process (GO): cytosolic ribosome assembly; ribosome biogenesis
Source: RefSeq, a predicted model, not a curated record